AUGCUCGCAACCAACCAAAAGAUUCGCGUCCUGGGCCUUCCAGGUCAUGCGCAGAGUGCAAAGCUCCUGGAGGGCAAGCUCGCUCGGCACAUGCACAUCUGGGGAGACGACAUUGAGCUCGUCACGAUGGACCCAGCCUACUCCCUCCUCAUGCCGACUCUCGACAGUUCCGACUUCACCGAACUCCUCAACCCGGCUUUCUCCUGGUGGGAUUGGUCUACACACUACAAGUACAAGCCGGGAGAGUUCGAAGGCGCACUUCGACACCUGCGGCAAUUCAUGGAGGAGAACGGACCUUUCGACGCCGUCUUUUCCUUCUCGCAAGGCGCCGCUAUGGCGGUUCUCCUCCUCGCCCUGCUCGAGAACCCGGAUCUGCACCCGGCAUGGACGGCUGGACCGUCGAAGGAAGGCGUCGAGUGGCCGCCUGCGCCGCUCAAGUGCGCCGUUCUUUGCAGCGCUUUCGGACCGCUCGACCCCGACUUUGCGCGCUGGUUCUUCGGUCGUCGACCCAUCAUUCCCACUCUCCACGUCAUCGGGAAGAACGACGUCGUCGCCGACCCCCAGCUGUCCCUCGACACUGUCGCUCGUUUCGCAGAUGCUCGCGUCGUCUGGCACGACGGAGGUCACCACAUCCCGCGUAAGCCCUACUACGCCCACCUCAUCAAGGAAUUCAUCCUCUCCUCCUGCGAAAUGCACGACUGGCGGGUGGACGAAGAGCAAGGCGGCUGGGGAACGCCGACAGAGUCCGUCUCAAGCAGCGUCGGCGAAGGAAACGAGUACUUCCCGGCGAUGCCGCUCGUCGCGGAGGACGUCGUUGCGCACUUCUGA
This is a messenger RNA of Rhodotorula toruloides NP11, 828 nucleotides long. RefSeq names its product dihydrofolate reductase. NCBI's taxonomy places the organism in Eukaryota, Fungi, Basidiomycota, Microbotryomycetes, Sporidiobolales, Sporidiobolaceae. The record is from RefSeq and is a predicted model, not a curated record. Gene Ontology annotation, cellular component: nucleus; cytoplasm. The coding region runs from base 1 to 828 and encodes 275 amino acids. The transcript is spliced from 4 exons.